Molecule: messenger RNA, 1706 nt
Organism: Helicoverpa armigera (cotton bollworm)
Lineage: Eukaryota; Metazoa; Arthropoda; Insecta; Lepidoptera; Noctuidae
Product: leucine-rich repeat-containing protein 15
Exons: 2
Coding region: 292-1569 (425 amino acids)
Molecular function (GO): protein binding
Source: RefSeq, a predicted model, not a curated record
GUGCACUAGCUUAUUGGAUAUUCCUGUUAAAUGCCAAAGAAUUGGUUAGGGAAAACCCGAACCACAUGAAUUAACGCGUUCAAGUUACAAGUUACUAACUUCACUUCACUACUGAAGACCGGCUUUGCUACACGCAAAUCGUCCUCAAAAUUAUCUACUUAAACGUGAAUUAUUUUGAACCAGUUAUUGUUUUAAAGUCAGUGUAUAAUGAUAACCUCAGUGUCAAGUUUAUUGUAAAGAGUGAGUGAAUCAGAAGUGAUUUUUGUGCGUCAAAUUCAGACAAAUUAAGAGAUGAUGGUUACUUACACAACUCUAGCAGUCUUCCUGACAAUCUUCGCUUUUGUUGAAGCUAAACCAAAAUGCAGAACUUUUAGUGAGAAAGACGUCGUCUGUAAGGCUGGCAAGACAGACUACCAACUUGUGAGAGGUCUCGUUUCUGAUAAUAACAGAACCACAGGAAUAACAUUAAGAGCUUGCAGGAUAUAUGACAUUGAAUAUGAAUCUUUCAAUGACCUGAAUUCAUUAUCAUACCUGGACUUGUCUCAAAACAAGAUACAAAGUCUGAAACUUGGUGUUAUAGAUGAACCCAAACAACUAAGUUAUCUUAAUCUUUCAUACAAUCAGUUGACUGAAUUUCCUUUGGGACUUUUUGAUCAGGUCACUAAACUUGAACUCUUAGAUCUAAGAGGAAAUAAGAUUAACAAAUUGGAGCUGGGUAUUUUUGAUCCACUGACUAAACUUAAUUUUGUGGAUCUGUCAAGCAAUGCGCUGGUAGGAAAAGAUCUUAACCCUUAUAUUUUCGAUCAGAGCCCACACAUAACUUUUAUUGAUUUUUCAAGAAAUAAUAUGGAAGGAUCACCUGACAAUUUAUUGCACGCAUUCCAAUCUUUACAAAUCUUAAACCUUGAUAGAUGUUUCUUAAAAGAGGUUCCUAGCUUUGCAACAAAACCUAAUUUGGGAACAAUGAAGCAUUUGAUUUUGUCUACAAAUCAAAUAACGAAGCUCGAUAAUCCUGCUACAUUUGUUAAUCUGGAUAGCUUAGAAUUAUUGGAUCUGACAGCUAAUGUUAUUGAAACGAUAAAUCCUAAUAUUUUUGCACCGUUAAAGAAUCUUCAAAAGGUUGACUUGAAAAAUAACAUUAUGAAGACUAUACCAGACGAUCUAUUCAGAAAUAUGCCGAAGCUGAUUUCAGUUGAUUUGUAUGGAAAUCAGCUUGAAGAAGUGUCUGUGAAUGCUUUUAGAGGAAGUCCUUUGAAGAACUUGAAUUUAUCAAGUAAUAGGAUCACGUAUUUGCAAGACAACUUUUGCCUUGAGUUAAGGAACUCUGGCGGGAAGAUAAAGAAAUUCCUCUUCGACCCAAAUCCAUGGCAAUGUGCCUGUCUGCAUGACUUGCUCAAGGAAGUCAAGAGAUUAGGAAUUGAAUACAACAAAGGAAAAUACGACGGAAAGCGUCCAGUUUGUGUAACAACUGCUGAAUUUAAUUGCAAAAGACAACAGAACUUCAAUGAAAUGUACAUAGACAUGUUUAAUGAUUUAAAGGAAAUACAUAGAAAUUCAAGAUCUGCGUAGCGCCAUCUACCGGUUAAAUAUAGAACUAACAUAAACACGCGAUGGUAGUGACAUCUGUUGAAUUGAAAUGUAAUUAUUCAAGCACUAGUUCCAUGUCUUACUGCUAGGUGUCUCUGAAUAAAGUCUAAGUAAAUUAA